UGUGUGCUAUUAAAAGCUCUCAAACCCCACAGUAUUGCCCAUGGCUUCUGUUCAGAGCUGUGCUCAAUGACACUGGAGGAGAUUUCAACCGUUGUUCCUUAAUCUUCACAAACAGACCAGCAGAGGUGCAUGAUUAUGUAUGUGGUCUAGUUAAACGCAGGCCUCCAAAACUCUUUAACUAUGGCUAUAAGUGACAUUAUGGGGCUGGAUGUGAGCACAGUUUGGCUUGUGCUCGCAGCGGUGCUGAUCACAGCUGCUGUAUUUCCUCUCUACCGUCUGAUGCUUCGGCAUUUAGCCAAGACAACUGUGAGGAAUAAAGUGGUGCUGAUCACUGACUCGCUGUCAGCACUUGGAAAUGAAUUUGCGAAACUCUUCCACAGCGGUGGAGCCAGACUGAUCCUCUGUGGAAAUAGCCUGGAGAGGUUAGAGACUUUAGCUGAGCAGCUGACAGAUGAAUCAGAUCCAACAACUACAUUUCCACCUAAACUGGUGGAGCUAGACUUCAGUGAUAUGGAAAGUGUUCCCGAGGUGAUCUCUGAAAUCCUGGAGUGUUAUGGCUGUCUGGAUAUUCUGAUCUUUAACAGCAGCAUGAAGGUUAAAGCUCCCGUACAGUGUCUGUCUCUAGAGAUGGACAGAACUGUCAUGGAUGUAAACUACUUUGGGCCCAUCACAUUGGCUAAGGGUGUUCUCCCAUCGCUGAUCUCCAGGAGGACAGGUCACAUUCUUCUAGUCAACAGCAUUCAGGGGAAGCUGACCGUGCCCUUCCGUGCCACCUAUGCCGCCUCUAAGCACGCAGUUCAGGCAUUUUUUGACUGUCUGCGGGCUGAAGUUCAACAGUAUGGUAUCAUUGUGAGCACUGUCAAUCACACAUUCAUAAACACUCCCACCACAGAGGAUGAGGCUAAAUCCACAGGCACAACCUUUACUAAACAGAAAUCUCUUGGUGUGAAUCCGGAGGAGAUGGCAAGUGAACUUCUGAAUACUUUGAGCAGUAAGAAGAAGGAGAUUUUAAUGGCCCGCUUCAUCUCCAAAGCAGCGAUCUACACCAGAUCUCUCUUCCCUAACCUCUUCUUUGCCAUCAUGGCAGCAGGAGUCAAGACCACCACAGCUGAGGAGAUGUCAGAAGAUUGAAAGGUCACUUUAAUGUGUUGUUGCGCCGCAGUUCUUAAAUUACAAGAGUCAGAUUUGCUUCACAUUUAAAUUGUUGAUAUUUAAUGAAUUGCUGAUUUUGUUUGUGAAUCUUGAUCUGUUUUUGAAGCAACUGGUUGGCAGCAGAUAUAGUCCAUGCGGUUUUAAAGAAGUAUGAAGUAGAUGAAUACACUAAACGACUUCUUUGUUUAUACAUGAAAAAUAAGAUUCCAGGACAUCUUAAAAAAUACAUUUUCAGAUUGUCUUUCAUGCCUGAUAGAAUAUGAGGAUCUCCUAGAGAUGACUAUUGUCUGUAAUAGCCUGUUUGUAGGCCUAUGCAAUUUAAUUUUAACUCAUCAAAAUGAACAAAAAUGUAAAUAUGGCAAUUAUGUUGUGACUAAAACGUGUACAAAAUAAAU
Triplophysa rosa is the source of this 1547-nucleotide messenger RNA. It is a transcript of the gene dhrs7ca, whose product is annotated as dehydrogenase/reductase (SDR family) member 7Ca. The transcript has 8 exons. Gene Ontology annotation, biological process: regulation of release of sequestered calcium ion into cytosol by sarcoplasmic reticulum. The record is from RefSeq and is a predicted model, not a curated record. Gene Ontology annotation, cellular component: sarcoplasmic reticulum membrane. NCBI's taxonomy places the organism in Eukaryota, Metazoa, Chordata, Actinopteri, Cypriniformes, Nemacheilidae. Bases 181 to 1131 code for a protein of 316 amino acids. Gene Ontology annotation, molecular function: all-trans-retinol dehydrogenase (NAD+) activity.